Molecule: messenger RNA, 1452 nt
Organism: Myzus persicae (green peach aphid)
Lineage: Eukaryota; Metazoa; Arthropoda; Insecta; Hemiptera; Aphididae
Gene: B52
Product: serine-arginine protein 55
Exons: 10
Coding region: 255-1181 (308 amino acids)
Biological process (GO): alternative mRNA splicing, via spliceosome; mRNA splice site recognition
Cellular component (GO): ribonucleoprotein complex; cytoplasm; nucleus
Molecular function (GO): mRNA binding
Source: RefSeq, a predicted model, not a curated record
UCAAAAGGACGCUUGGUCGCCGAUCGUCCAUCGUCCAUGCUCCGCCAUUUUGUUACUUAUUAUUUGUUAUUGCAUCGUGUGUGAGUUAAUACCAAAUUCCAAUUUUUUUAUUCUAUUUGAGUUUGAUAAAUUUGAGUUAUACUGUUCUUAAUUUGUUUAACUAUCCACCGACAUUUUUAAAGGAGCUGGGUAAACCUAUUCAGCUGUAGAAGUUGUAUCUAAGCAUUUGGUGACUUACACCUAAAGAGGUCAAAAUGAGUAAUGGCACUAGGGUGUUUGUCGGCGGCCUGUCUCAUCGCGUUCGCGAGAGGGAUCUCGAGAGGUUUUUCCAGAAAAUUGGCAGAGUCAAGGAUAUUGCUAUGAAGAAUGGAUAUGCUUUUGUGGAAUUUGAUGACUACCGUGAUGCUGAUGAUGCUGUAUAUGAAUUGAAUGGUCGUGAAUUGAAUGGCGAAAGAGUUUCUGUUGAACGAGCUCGUGGUACACCAAGAGGCAGUGAUGUUUGGCGUGGAUCAGGGAGAGGUGGUGAUUUACCACCUCCUCCACCGAGACGACCUCGUCGUGAUGCUAGGGAUGAUAGAAAUGAUAGGUAUGGUCCACCAACAAGAACAAAUUAUAGAUUAAUUGUUGAAAAUUUGUCAAGUCGUGUUAGCUGGCAGGAUUUAAAGGACUUCAUGCGCCAAGCUGGGGAGGUUACUUAUGCUGAUGCACAUAAACAGCGCAAAAAUGAAGGUGUUGUUGAGUUUGCAUCUUAUUCGGAUCUUAAAACUGCAUUGGAUAAGUUGGAUGAUACAGAAUUGAAUGGGCGUCGCAUAAGGCUCUUAGAAGACAGAAGUAGUAGUCGCGGUCGUGGUGGAGGCAGGCGCAGUCGUAGUCCUUCAAGUUCUCGUUCUCGUUCAAGAUCCCGGUCUCGUUCACGUCGGCGUGUACGCUCUCGUUCAAGUAGAUCACGAAGCCAUUCCAAGUCAAAGUCUGAGUCUCGCUCGAAAUCUCCUUACAAAUCACCAGCUCAUUCCAAAUCACGUUCCCGUUCAGGAUCUAUAGAUAAAAAGAGGUCUCAGUCACGCUCACAGUCAAUAUCUAAUAAGCGUAUUAAACGCGAUUCACGUUCACCUGAUGAAAAAUCUCGCUCGCCGUCCAGAGAGAAGAAUGGUGAUGCCAGUCCACAGUCAGGAGACGAUUAGAGAUACACAUUGAAUCCUCUAUUAUUAUAAUUUUUUUUAUAUAACAAUUCAAUCUUUUUCUAUCCAGUUUAACUUAAUGUACACUUAAUCUAACCAUUUGACUAGGUCAUUUUUAUGUUCAAUGCCGUAGAGAUAAAGUACCAAUUAUCGAUUUUACAGAACAUUUUGUAUUUGAGACUUAAGAUUACAUUUGAAGAAACAUUCAUGAAUGUUGUGUUUGACAAAAAACCAUAUUCAUAUAUGUAACAAAAUGAAUAUAAAAUGUAUAAUA